AUGGUAGACCUCACACUAGACCCUACAAAAUGGGCUGAUGCCGUUGAAUCCUCUCCCGAGUGCCUGCUCUCCGCAGGGUCAGCAAGGAAUGUCGAAACCGUGCUGUCAAAGGCAAUGACACGGCGGCAUCAGAAAAUGUUGCUUAAGGCCGUGGAGCCCUUUGUAGGAAAGAUGAUUGAGGAUGCCGCCGGAAUUUCAAUCUUGACUUCUCUUGUGAAGUAUGGUACAGUCGAGACUGUUAACGCCAUCGCAAAGAUAGUUCUGCGUUGCUGUGAUAAGAUCCUUAAGGGACAGGCCACACCGACCGAGACGUGUGAGUUCCCUCUUGGAACUCUCCUGGAGCGCGUCGUUUACCGUGAGGAUUGCAGCGGUGAGGAGAGGUUGAGCUUCAUAACCGCUUUGAAAUCACUGAAGCACCCGCUUCUAAUGGGAAGGCCGGUUUUCUUGUUGGCCACAGCUCGACUUAUUAUUAUUGACAUGGAAUUUGCCGUAUCGAUCUGUUCUAGUCCCAAGGCACAAGAAGCGUUCCUUCAGAUCUCAUCGUCACCUUCGAAAAAAGGCUUUGUGACGAGUUUCUGUGAGGUUAUACUAUCUGGUGAUGCGCUGAAAAACAGUGAGCUGAGGGAUUUAUGUUCCUCCUUUGUAUUCACUUCUAUUUCAAGUCUGUAUGCACCGAAUGUGGCGUCGCGUCCACACAAACAGAUUUCAAUGCUUUUGGCUUCAUGUGGAAGCGCUGUCGUUACCCAGGACAUGGUGAAACGUAUUUCGGUCUGGCCUGAUAUUCGCGCUCGUGCAAAGAACGAAGACUACGCUAAAAUAAUAGCUCUUCUUUUAACGCAGCUGCAGGAUGCCAGUGAUGGUGCCACCUUGGUUACGGUGAUAUUUCAAUCAAAGGAAGAUUUUGAUGAAAUCGCGGCCUCCCGGAAGACUUCACACCUGCAGCUGCUCGCUGCCAUUGCCGAGAAUCCGGCGUACGUGAAAGCGUUGACUAAGGCGCUGGGCGAGUCCCGGGAAAAGGCGCUUGUUGCCGCAGCUGUGCGGUACAGAAAUGCCACUAUGCCAAGAGCUCUUGCAACGAAGGAGAGUCUUCUUCAACGACUCAAGAAAGUGCGAACAGCCUCGGAGACCAAUGAUAAUGCGAGUAAAAAACUAAAGAGGCGUCGUCAGUAA
Molecule: messenger RNA, 1170 nt
Organism: Trypanosoma grayi
Lineage: Eukaryota; Euglenozoa; Kinetoplastea; Trypanosomatida; Trypanosomatidae
Exons: 1
Coding region: 1-1170 (389 amino acids)
Source: RefSeq, a predicted model, not a curated record